GCCAAUUUCCAUUAGAUAUUAUGAAAAAUACAUAAAGUCCAUAUAGGGCAGAUUACAUACGUGAUUACAAGCCUUAAUAAAGCCCAAUAUAGGGAAACCCACAUACAAAAAUAACACGUAUAGAAUACGUGUAUGAUAAAAGCAAAUCAAGAGGGCCCACCAUAUUUCUUCUCGCCGCCGACAUAGAUCUGAAGUCAAUCUCUGCUUCUUUCCGCCGGUGACGAAUGAAGGCUUGAAUUCACGAAUUAUAACCAUCUUUCUACUGAUAAAACCGAUGCAACUAAACUGGAUUCAUCAAGAGACAAACUCAAUCCAACUUCAAGUGAAAGCUCCACCUAAGACCUAGAAGAGAGGUCUUCAAUCCUAAACAAAGAGGACAUAUUAGCCCCGGUUCGUCGUUUUAUCAAUAUCAAUUUUCACUUUUUCAGAAAUGAUGGAGUGGAUAUCGAAUUCCAAAUCCCGGUUCGUUAUGUUUCGCCUGGUUUACAAUCCGAGAGAGAUCAACAUCCAUCGCCGGAGUAGCUGUCUUCUUCUUCGUUUUCUCCGUUUCUUAAAUUCUCCAAUUUGGUUCAAAUCGAAGUACAGUUUAUUGUUCGUCGUGUUGCGUUUCCAUUGAAGUUACUUUAUGGGAUUUCGUCACUCACUGCUUUAAAGCUUCAUCACUCUCAAAAUCACCGUCGGGUUUGAAGUUUGCUUCGCUCUACUUUUUGGAAGUCUGUUGAUUAUUCUUCAACAGGAAGAAGUCACUGGGACCUUCGACGCAUAUUGUUAACAUGUUUUCUGGCAUAAAGAUCAUACCUCGUGAUGAAGUGCUUGAUGAUAGUUCGGAUGGGGAAAAUGAGAAAUCCAAAGGUGGGAAGGAUAGAAGAAGAAAGAACAAGGACGUUGAUAGAAAGGAACGUAGGGGAGAAGGAAGUAAGAGAGAUGGGAAGAAGAUUGCCAAGAGUGGAGAUGGCGAGACCGUUCAUGAUGACUUUCUUGAAGGGGAUAUAGUUAGAAAGAAAAUUGGUCUCGAUUGGAUGCUGCCGCCAACCCGAAAGGCUGAUCCAAACCCUGCUUCAGAUGUAGAGGAUAAAUUCGAAGAAAGUGCACCUGAGGUAACUAAAGUGAACCCAAGGGAACUAAAUCCUUAUUUGAAAGAAAAUGGAACCGGUUAUCCAGAGGAAGAAUCUGAGAAAAAACAUGGUAAAGACCAGCUUUUACCAUCUUCGGUUGUUGGGGAUGGGGGUGCGAGUUGGAGAAUGAAAGCACUCAAGCGUGCAAAGGAACAGGCUGCGAGAGAAGGGCAAAAGCUUGAGGAAGUUGCUGGCGAACGAUGGGGUUCUCUUGGUAACCUUGUUGAGUCUGUGGCAUCUCAAAGAGCGGCUCCAUCUCGUGCGCAUUUGAAUGCCAUAAAUAAUAGAAGAAGAGGGGAAAAUGAAAAGAAUGAUACAGAAAAAAAACCAGAAAGAAUUUCUGAGAAGGGUAAUAAUCGGGAGUAUUUGAAAGGUGACUCGUUGAACCAUCGUGUAUUGAGAGCCCCCAAAACUGACCCUUCAUUAUCCUGGGGAAAGAGAAAGAGCCAAACUCAUAGAAACGAAGACUCGAGGCUAAUAUCUGAAGCUGCAGCUCACUUGAAUAAGUUUUCCAAUGACGGAAAUUUCAUGAAGGAAAUGCUUUCUAAGCAGAAGAAUGUAUCAGUGUCUCCCGUAGAGACUUGUGGAGAUCACAGAAAUGAUGUGGAGCAGAAAGCAUUACCGUCAGAGACCAAUAAGGAUGGUGAAGGGAUUCUUCCGAGUAUGGAAACUUUAAGUGUGAAUAAACUGGCUGCUAAAGCCUUCCAGCUCCGUAUGAAAGGGAAACAUGAAGAAGCCCAGAAACUUAUGGAAGAAGCAGAGAGGCUGAAAGCAGAACAAGCUGGUGGAGACGAUUCAUCCAAAGACCACUCCAUCAGAACCGCAGUGAGAUAUCCUGUCAAAGAUAUGUCUGGUAGAAGGAAGAAUGAAGAUGAUAAUACGGAUAUGCAUCUAGUCAAGAGCAUAAUGCAGAACAAACAGUACAAAACAUCUAAUCAAGCUGCUGAUGAUGAGUAUGAAUAUGGAGAUGCUCCAAGCAAAAAGUCCCGGAAGCGGGAAUCGUCCAGUAACAUUCCUGAAAAGGACAACCGUGUGAAACGCAUUAUGACCCAGCAAGAACGCUGUCUCUUCUGUUUUGAGAACCCAAAGCGGCCGAAACAUUUAGUUGUGUCCAUUGCAAACUUCACCUAUCUGAUGUUACCACAACAUCAGCCCCUUGUCCCAGGACAUUGCUGUAUCUUGCCAAUGCAGCACGAGGCAGCCAGCAGAAGUGUUGACGACAAUGUUUGGGACGAAAUUCGUAAUUUCAAGAAGUGUCUUAUAAUGAUGUAUGCAAAAGAAGGAAAAGACGCAGUGUUUCUGGAGACAGUGAUAGGUUUGUCUCAGCAACGUCGCCACUGUUUGAUCGAGUGUAUCCCAAUCCCCCAGGAGAUAGCAAAAGAAGGUCCACUAUACUUCAAGAAGGCGAUCGAUGAAGCAGAGAGUGAAUGGAGUCAGCACAAUGCAAAGAAGCUCAUAGACACUAGCGUAAAGGGUCUGAGAAACUGUAUACCCAAGAAUUUCCCUUACUUCCACGUUGAGUUUGGUCUAGACAAAGGGUUUGUUCACGUGAUUGAUGAUGAACAACAGUUCAAUAGCAAUCUUGGACUAAAUGUUAUCAGAGGAAUGCUCGAGUUACCAGAAGAAGACAUGUAUAGACGAAGAAGGCAGGAGUCGGUGGAGAGCCAGAAGAAGGCGGUUGUGAGCUUUGCUCGUGAAUGGGAACACUUUGAUUGGACUAAACAGCUUGAUUAGAAGAACAUCGCUCGGUAAUGUUAACUCUUUUAAAACAGAAGGAUUUGCUUGAAGAAACGUUGCUUUGAUCCCUCCAUAAGUCAAAAGUAAGGAUAUUGGUUGUCUUUUUAUACCAAAAUAUGUUGAGAUCAGGAUGAUGUUGGUGGUGCAAUUAAAAGUUGAACACAAGGCUUCAAUUUUGAUUACAAAAAAAAAGUUCAUUUUGUCAA
This is a messenger RNA of Arabidopsis lyrata subsp. lyrata, 3058 nucleotides long. RefSeq names its product CWF19-like protein 2. Gene Ontology annotation, biological process: mRNA splicing, via spliceosome. Gene Ontology annotation, cellular component: post-mRNA release spliceosomal complex. Lineage: Eukaryota; Viridiplantae; Streptophyta; Magnoliopsida; Brassicales; Brassicaceae. The record is from RefSeq and is a predicted model, not a curated record. The coding region runs from base 774 to 2849 and encodes 691 amino acids. The transcript has 10 exons.